AUGGAGAGCAGUAAGUCUGAUGGCACCCUGAAAAGAAUACCAUGCCACUUCACUGCCACAUCCACGACCACGCCAGGGAAUCAUACCAGACUGUCUCUGAGAGAACCUUUCCAUGUCUCCUUCCACCUAGACGGUGCUUACUGGGACCGGGCCUACUACAGGGGCUGCUCGGGAAGAUUCGCCUGCUUUCCUCUGCCGGGACAGCUCGGAGUGUUAGAUUGUGCCUUCGAACCAGCCUUCAUCCAAAAGCGGAACGAGCGGGAAAGGCAAAGAGUGCGCUGCGUGAACGAGGGAUACGCUCGCCUCCGGGACCACCUGCCCCGGGAGCUGGUGGAGAAGCGCCUCAGCAAGGUGGAGACCCUCCGAGCUGCCAUCGGCUACAUCAAACAUCUCCAGAAUCUGCUCGACUCUCAUUCUUUGGGAGCUUGCAGUAAGACCAAAGACAGCCCAGCCAUGCCCAGCGCUGACCCAAGACCAGAGUGCAACAGCGAUGGAGAAUCCAAGGCCUCCCCAGCCUCUUCUCCAUACAGCGAGUGUGAGGAGGUCUGCUGCUAGGAAGCAUCAUCUUGGGGGAAGGGCGUUAUUUUCUGGACUGCUUUAAAUAUUUUCCUACCUAUUUGUCAAAAACUCAUCCGAGGAGUUUCCAUUUUGGUGGUCAAGAUAUUCGGGAGGAAAAAAGAAAUGACUGCUUCAGUGGGGGGAAAAAGGUAUUUUUGUUCUUUUGCUCUAAGGGGUUUCCCCCCUUAAACAGUUAUAUGCCAGCAACUAAAAGGGACUUUUAAAGUAGUAUCUUUUCCUGUACAUCUUUCUCUGAAAAGCAUGAGGGUAAGAAAGCAGGUACAUUCCUGUUAACUUAACAUCCUAGGAUAGUAAGGGGUGGGAGAAAAGAAUUGGAAAACAGGGUAGGAAAGAAAAAAGACAGGCUGCCAACAGAAUCCUAGAAUACAGUCAUUAUUCUAGACACUUUAAAGAAACUAACAUCUCGAAUUUCCAUCCAUAAGAGACGAUGGUAAAUUAUAGAGAGAGAUGUAUAGGUCAAUGGAUGG
Messenger RNA from Vombatus ursinus (common wombat), 1046 nucleotides. RefSeq names its product achaete-scute family bHLH transcription factor 4 (gene ASCL4). NCBI's taxonomy places the organism in Eukaryota, Metazoa, Chordata, Mammalia, Diprotodontia, Vombatidae. The coding region runs from base 1 to 555 and encodes 184 amino acids. The transcript has a single exon. Gene Ontology annotation, molecular function: protein dimerization activity; DNA-binding transcription factor activity, RNA polymerase II-specific; RNA polymerase II transcription regulatory region sequence-specific DNA binding. The record is from RefSeq and is a predicted model, not a curated record. Gene Ontology annotation, biological process: regulation of transcription by RNA polymerase II; developmental process.